Molecule: messenger RNA, 1457 nt
Organism: Nilaparvata lugens (brown planthopper)
Lineage: Eukaryota; Metazoa; Arthropoda; Insecta; Hemiptera; Delphacidae
Exons: 2
Coding region: 516-1064 (182 amino acids)
Source: RefSeq, a predicted model, not a curated record
AUAUAACUGUUUAUUUUAAACGAGAGUGAACAGUUAUUAUUACAUCAAUAAAUUACCUCAUAGCAUAAAUUUGUGUUUUAUUGGACGAGGUGAACAUAACCUUAAUUUUGACAUUAUUUUUCAACAAAAUUUGGAAUAAGAGACGUUUUGGACGUUGGUCUGUGUUUCUAUUCAAUUAAGUGAAUUGUAAUAUCUAGAAUAAAUAAAUAAACCUGUAUCAGCUAGGUACCGUAUAUAGAAGGCAUUGACAAGAGAGCGUUGAUCGACAACGUUGCUCUCCUAUCUUUUUCCACUGCCAUUAUAACGUGGACCUCACUAUAGUGUGAGAUUCAUUUCUUAGUGUCAACAUUCCUUUUAAAUAAUUCGACCAAUGUUGAUAGUAUAAAGCUAGUCUCAAUGAGACUAGACAACAAACUUGACUCCGCAAUUUUUGUUCUGAGAUAUCUAAAAGCUACCUUGGAUUCGACAGCUCUUAAGGUGCGUGCAGAUAUACGCGCCGCGAACAUGAGCAAUUGAUGGAAAUCAAAGAGAGAUUGAAAGCUGGAAAUAGGGCAUACUUCAGCCUACAGAAAAUCCUUAGAUCAAGGCUGUUAAGCUGGAGCAGUAAAAUUGAAAUUUAUAGGACAGUUAUGCGACCAGUGGUGAUGUAUGCGUGUGAAACAUGGGUGUUGACAAGUUGUGAUAAGAUGCUGUUGAAUCGAUGGGAGAGAAAAAUCCUAAGAAGAAUUUAUGGGCCAGUGCUAGAGGCUGAUAGGUGGCGACUCAGAAAAAAUGAUGAGCUCUAUAAUCUGUAUGGGCAACCGAGUAUUGUUACUGAAAUUAGAAGAGCACGUAUACGUUGGUUGGGCCAUGUGGAACGUAUGCCGGAAACCCGUACAGCGCGUAUGUCUCUGUAUCAGCAACCAGGGGGACAAAGAAAGCGAGGCCGACCACGCAAGAGAUGGUUGGACGACGUGGAGGCAGACCUUCAAUCCUUGGGCGUGAGAAGGUGGAGGCAGCGAGCACAGGACAGAGAUGCAUGGAAAAGGCUUGUGGAGGAGGCCAAGGCUCUUCAAGGGCUGUAGAGUCAAUGAGUAGUAGUAGUAGUAAAUCACUUUUAAUCAGCUGACUAUAUCUGUAUUUUUACAGAAACGGUAAGAUACAGAUAUAAAAAGCUUGGCAUCAGCUGAUUAAAAGUGAAUUGCUCAUGUUCGCGGCGCGUAAAUCUGUACGCACUUUUAGAAGUGUUUAUUUCUCUCUGUUCCACUCACUCCUAAUCUACGGAAUUGUUGUUUGGGGAAAUUCUAGUGUUGUGUAGGAGCUGUUCAGAUUACGGAAGUGGGCCUUGAGGGUGAUGAUUGGGGAAUCAAUACGAACAAGUUGUCGGCCCUACUUCAGAGAUCUUGAAAUUCUUCCACUCCCAAGCAGAUAUAUUUUUGAAACAAUCUACUCCAUAAAAACAUAUACAAGAAUUUAAU